Molecule: messenger RNA, 501 nt
Organism: Symbiodinium natans
Lineage: Eukaryota; Dinophyceae; Suessiales; Symbiodiniaceae
Source: the annotation of a GenBank genome assembly
AUGCCGGCAUCCCGAAACACUUGUUCCCAGGGAACAGUUAUCGUAGUGGUUGACGGCUGCACCAGCCACGAACAAGCAUAUGCCAUUCAGGAGAUGUUCGUCGAUUGGUUUCCACAUGGGCUCAAGUUGAAGUUCAAGAUCAAGGCCGGGGCUCAGAAGUUGGAGGUCGCCGUGAACGAGAAGGUGUUGGUUUCAAAGCAUUUGUCAAAGCUUUUGGAAGAGGACGUCACGGGGCUUUGGCCGACAGAUAAAGCAAAGAUCAAGGCUGAGAUUCGUGGUUGGCUUGAGGAUUCGCCUAAGGAGCUACUCCAAAAGGCGACUUUGCGGGACCCCUCUGUGAGAGAGAAGACAGGAAGCAGCUGGUUUGAGAUCAUCGGCUCCAUCAUAGUCAUCCUCUCCAUCGGUAUCGGUAUAUACACAUUGACCUACUUUAUGGCAAUGGGUCUUAAGUCGGGGCCCAGUGCGGAGACCGAGCCUCUGGUGGACAACUAUGAGCUCUGA